AUGGACUUGACCACCCUGCCAGCGGGCGCGCCACCCCCAGGCGUGCAACCAAACUUCACCAAGCCACAAACCCUCCUCGCCGCCACAAUCGCCACCGCCAUAAUCAUCCACAUCUUCACCCUCGCCUUUGUCCUCGCACGCGUCUACACAAACAUCUGGGUUCGACGCAUCUACCCCGAAGAUGUGUUUCUCUACCUCGCCUGGUUGGCGUUCAUCGCAGAAACAGGUCUUACGAUAUACAACAGCGGGACGGGCAUGAUGGCCCGCCAUAUGUGGGACAUGAGCGUCGCCACGGUGACUCAGGGGAGUUAUCGGUACACGAAUAUCUUUGUGUGUUAUGCCAUCUCUGGCGGAUUUGCCAAGGCGACGGUGUUUUUGCAGGUUAAGAAGAUAUUUACGACCAAGCAGCACGGUGCCGUGUAUUGGGUCAUUAUGGUUUCGCUGGUGGCGAAUGCGGUGGCCUAUACGGCGUUGUUGUUCAUUUAUGUCUUCAACUGCUGGCCGCUUGCUAAACGGCUUAAUCCAGAGCUGCCGGGCCACUGCAUUGACUGGCAGUCCUCCAUCAUUGCCAUUGGGGCAGUGAAUUUGGUUUCUGAUAUCGAGGCUUUUGUGGUUCCCGCUUGGGCUAUCUGGCAGCUGCAGAUGGAUGUCAAAAAGAAGAUGGAGGUGUUUGCUGUUUUUGCGGUGGGGGCCGUGGCGGUAGGCACAGCGUGUAUCGGACUGCAUUAUAGGGUCUUGGUGUUGCAGGCUUAUGAUACUACGUGGUACCUUGCGCAGACAGCCAUGUUAUGUAUGGUCGAGCUGGGAAGUGUCAUCAUUGUUGGCUGUUGUCCAUCUAUCCCACGUAUACUCCGUCGCCACCAGAUUAGGUUGACGUCUGAUUCGAGCGUCUAUAGCGAAACUUGGGGAAACUUGGCAGCAAAACCCACGCCAAGGCCGAGAGCUGGUGUCUUUGAGCCACAUGAUUUGCUUAUCCAUCACAGGUCUGAUUCGAUCGAGAGGCUGCAGAUGUACAGAUAUGGAAGUGGUGUAGAGCGGAGAGACUGUGAGGAUAUUUUUGCUGGUGAUGGGGCCGUGAACAUCACGGGCACGUUGCAGAUGCCUGCGCAUGUAUAUAAUGUGGUAAGGAAAGAGAAGCCCGAGGGCUGGAUUUAG
Messenger RNA from Pyrenophora tritici-repentis Pt-1C-BFP, 1155 nucleotides. RefSeq lists its product as uncharacterized. The record is from RefSeq and is a predicted model, not a curated record. NCBI's taxonomy places the organism in Eukaryota, Fungi, Ascomycota, Dothideomycetes, Pleosporales, Pleosporaceae.